This is a messenger RNA of Plectropomus leopardus (leopard coralgrouper), 1642 nucleotides long. The record is from RefSeq and is a predicted model, not a curated record. Lineage: Eukaryota; Metazoa; Chordata; Actinopteri; Perciformes; Serranidae.
AUGACGUGCAGCAAAGAGCCGAGGCUGGAACCGAACCUGCGGCCGCUGCAGCCUCCGUACAUGGGGCGCCCGCCCUGCAAACUGAGCCACUGGAAAGUGAGUCGCAUGAAGAGUAAAAACAACACGAAGAAAGGUCUUUAUGACAUACUGAACUGGGUGGAGAGCAAACAGUCGCAUCGCAUCACAGACUUCUGGGAUUGCGUCUUCAAGGAGCACAUCAUGAGCGAGUACCCCACUCUGCGAAUGCUGCGUAACACCCUCAUGGACGGGUCUUUCCAGUUUUACGUGCAACAGCCCGAGAGGGAUGAAUCAGAAGAGACAGAUGAAGAGAAAAGGAAGAAGCUUUCAAAGGAUGAGGGGGGAGGGAAGAAGCGAGCAAACUCAGUGAAAAAGAAGAGAAAACUAAGAAAUGGGAGCGUGUGUGAGGAGGAGGAGGAGGAGGAGGAGGAGCAGGCUGGUCCAUCGUCACAGAUGACUCCGAGGAAAAAGUCCAAGAAAAUCUGCUUCUCCUCUCCUCUGAAGAAGGGAGAGAACGACAUUUGGAACUGGCCACUCUAUAAGCGCCAUCUGCCUGUGACCUGUGGACAGCAGGAGGGGACACUGGACAGACAGAAACUAGCUAAAGGGGAGAAGUGCAUCGCAGUGAAGAGACAGUGGUUUACUCCCGGUGAAUUUCAGAAGUUUGCAGGGAAGGAGAGCUACAAGAACUGGAAGUUUAGCAUUCGAUGUAAGGACACCCCGCUGGGAAAACUCAUACAGGAAGGUCAUUUGACAGCAGUGAAUUACAAAGGAGGGUGUAAAAAGGCCAAGAAGUCACUGUUCCCAUCUGGUCAUUUAAACACAGUGUCUGAGGGAGAAGAAGAUGAAGAUGAGGAGUGCGAUCCGGACGAGGACGACCAGGUUUCAUCAAGCAGCAAAGACAGUUCUACAAAUGACACAGAUGAAGAAGACGAGGCGGAGGAACAGACUGAGCAGCAGCCAGACGCCAGGCAUGACCGCAGAGGGAGGGUGUUUAAAGUUACAUGUGGAGCUGUAACUGGGACUUUAUACCAAUCUCCUCUAAACUUGCAUCCACCACCAGGGACUCGUGGGAAGAGUAUUCGUACUGAGACCAGCUGGAUGACCCCGGAUGAGUUCUUGAGGGAGGCGUCAUGUCAGACAGACGCCUCCUGGAGGAAAGACAUCACGUGCGAUGGGGAACCCCUCAGCGUCCUCAUCGAGGCGAAGACCUUGAAGAUCCACUCCCUGCUGUGUAAAUGCGAUCUGUGCAAACCAGAUGGUGAAGACCUGGAAAAUCAGAAAAAUGAUGACGAGUGUUUCAUCUGUAAAACUGCACUAGAAGAAGAGUUGGUGGAGUGUGAUCACUGCCCUCGCUCCUUCCACCAGAGAUGUCACCUGCCUCAUGUGGGAGACGACAUUUUGCAGUGAGUUUUGAUCAAAAUAGGAGACAACCAAGGCUUUAAAAAAAUUAAUUUGUUGUUUUUCUUUUAUGUGGUAUCAGUUUUUUUGUUUGUCAUGUUUUUUUGUUUUGUUUGCCUUAACUAUUUAUUUGAGACUGGAAGAGAUUUAUCAGCCAAUAUCUGUCUUUGUAGUGACACUGUAAUGGAUGUCACCUACUCUACUUUAAUUAAAUUAAAACAGC